CUCAUCGUCAGUUGCGCUAGUUGGUUCUUCUGAAGAAUCAUGAAACUGGGUCAAGCAUUACUCAUUUUGGCAUCAAGCCUUGCCCUGCAAGCGAAGGAUCAGAACGGGGACGAGAGAUCCACACCAGUUCAAGGGAUCUCCGUGCUCACCGACGACAGGCCAGAUGUGAAAGCUCUUCAAGAAGGGCUCAUGGCAAGCCUUGGUCUCUCAUCCCACCCUGAUCUCUCAAAGCUGAACACGAGCCAAGAGGCGGUGCUCAAGGUGUAUUCCGAGUAUUGGUCAUCCCCAGGCGAGAAGAUCCCCAUAGGCGAGCCUCGUCUUUGGACCGUAGAGGCAUCAGUCGCACCCAAGAGACAUUCUGGAAGCAAGGACAGCCUCAUAGCGACCUUCGAUCUGGAAAAGAAAGCGGAGACAGAGGGGAUGGAUAUUUCGCUCUGGUUGGCUCGUCUGGCACACCUGAAACUGGAAGUAGAAUCGGAGAAAGGGAAACGUGGAUAUCUGACCCUCUACGACAAGACGAACUCCUCGAAAGAACAUCUGGAAACCAAGUGGAUCGAUAACGGCAGCCAGGGAUUCGACGUCACGGUGCCCGUGUCGCGACAUCUGGAGACAGCAGCAAGGAAAAUCGUAUUCUACAUACGAUGUCGUCGCUGUCGAAUACUGAGCUCGACCCUGGAGGUUCUUCUCAUCUCCGAGGAGCGAGGAUUGAAGCGGUGGAAGCGAGACUUGGCGGGAAUCAUGGACUGUCGAACGGACCGACGGCAACCAAAGUGCUGCCGAACCAAGAUGACCGUUUCCAUCAAGAAAAUCCCCCAGCUGAACUACAUCAUUCACCCCCUGGAAUUCGAGGCGUAUCGCUGCGAAGGCCGCUGCCCGCGACAGUAUAGACCGGCCCACAACCACGCCCUCGUCCAGGACUACGUUCACCAAGAGGACAAGAAGGUAGACAAGCACCCGGUCACCCCGAAGCCCUGUUGCGCACCGAAGACUCUCAAGGACCUAGAAAUAAUGUAUGUGGACGACAAGCACACUUUCCGCUCAGGAACCUGGAAGAAUGUCAUCGUCGAGGAAUGCGCCUGUUCCUGAAGCCUAUUUCAUCGUUUUCCUUGUCUGGUGCAAACAGAGAUUCCCGUCUCUAUAAAUUUGACUUCGUAUCUCAGAAUCUAGUCAACUUCAUCUUGCUGUUUGAUGUCGACUGAAUGUCUAAUGGGUGCAUUUGAAUCGCGUUUUCGACCUCAUCCUUUGGAUAUGCUUCCCGUUUAGAUCACGUAGUAGAAAAGUCUUCCGUCACAACCAUGUUUGAAUGCUCGAUCGCCUAGUUGUGAUACGUGAGAAUUUUCGUCCCUCUGCAUGCAGAUCCCACCCAAUGAUGUGAUCAAUCAAAUUCCAUUUCUAUGUGAUGUUUAUAUUUAUGAGCACUGAACUACGACCGCGGUUUUUCCGAUUUGGGAAUGGAAAUAUUUUCAUAGAUGGAGG
Messenger RNA from Darwinula stevensoni, 1476 nucleotides. The record is from the annotation of a GenBank genome assembly. Lineage: Eukaryota; Metazoa; Arthropoda; Ostracoda; Podocopida; Darwinulidae.